CAUAUUUCAGUUGAACGAGCAGGUUGUAGUAGGGGAAAAGCUUUGACUUUAAACUAAACUUAGUUUAAUAUUUUAGUUGUUUUUCUUCUGAUUUAGCCCAUCAGGGGCUUGGAAUAGUUAUCAUCUCUUAAAUUUAAGAGUAUUUCGAUGAAGAACGGUUUAGAAGCGGCUGGAAGAGCGGUAAUAGAUAUGGAAACCCAAGGAGACGAUAUGGAGCCAGAUGGGCAUGAAGGAGACGACGAGAGAACUAGUGGUCCGAGUGGUUCGGAAAUGGCAGAGAAGGACAUAGAAGUUAAAAUACAAGAUAAAAAGGUUGAUACUACAAGUGCUGCUGCUGGAAAUGCAGAUAUUUCUGAAGUUAAACCUAUGCGGAUUCAGAAAAAACAUCGGAGGGGCUCGCGCAAAAAUCGGAAAAAAUACAAACCUUACUCGAAGAUGACUUGGGACGAGAAAAAAGCAAGACUCGAGCUGGAUGCAAAGAAAGCUAAUAAGGUGAGAGAGAAGUACACACACGAGAAGGGAAGACCCAAUGCUCCAUAUAAUACUACGCAGUUUUUGAUGGACGAACAUGAUCAAGAAGAACCAGACAUAGGAAACCACGCACAUAUGCAGUCGGACGGGGAAGCUGAAGACGAUGAUUGCGACUCGCGAUCAACCGAACGAAGAAGACUUGAUUCACAAUCCUUUGACGAUCCGGAAUUAGGAGACUAUAAUGAAUCUCCAGAGGAUGAGAUUUAUGAACAAGAGUUCUUUCAAAAGGAUUUUACAGAGGCGUAUGAGCAGUGUCAUGCGGAGAGUUUAUACUCCAUGAAAAAGGAUGAACUCGUUCGCGAGUGUAUGUCGCUAGAAGAACGAGUAGAAGCAUUAGAAAGAAAGUUACGUGAAGUUGGUGCUUUGGACAACCAAGACAGAUUAAGGGAUUCAUCUUUAGAGGACCUUCCUUACAGAUUUAAUGGUGAUAAUCUUAAUACGGACGAUAGUAGUAGUAGCAGUAAUUCUAGCGAAGAUCUUAUACGAACCUUACGUACUGAACUCAACAGACUAAAGACUGAAAACGAGAAACUUCAGCAUUCAAAAACUGUACAACCCGCUGUCUGUACGAGUGAAUAACAGCUAAACCUAUUAGAAUAUAGAUUCUUAUAUUGUAAAUAGAAUAAUAUCUUCACUCGGUCUCAUUUUAGAGAUGAUAGAACUUGCGUAGGUAAAUCUGUGUGUAGUAAAUCCUUGAUCACACGUAGUAUUUCUAUGCCCGAUCGCGUACGUACGUUUUAGUAACUUAUAGCUUUUCCUUGUCCUAUUUAUUCUACAAGAAUAGAUACUAACAAAGAUGAAAGCCAUAGGUAUCGUCUAAAUAAAAAACCUUAUCGCUAA
Messenger RNA from Actinia tenebrosa (Australian red waratah sea anemone), 1371 nucleotides. Its product is annotated as protein HEXIM1-like. NCBI's taxonomy places the organism in Eukaryota, Metazoa, Cnidaria, Anthozoa, Actiniaria, Actiniidae. The record is from RefSeq and is a predicted model, not a curated record. Gene Ontology annotation, cellular component: nucleus; cytoplasm; nucleoplasm. Gene Ontology annotation, biological process: negative regulation of transcription by RNA polymerase II; negative regulation of cyclin-dependent protein serine/threonine kinase activity. Gene Ontology annotation, molecular function: cyclin-dependent protein serine/threonine kinase inhibitor activity; 7SK snRNA binding.